AUGCCUCACACCAAGCCAAAGUUGGGGAAGCUCACCACUCCCGUCACCGCUACCUUUCCCUCCGAGAUCACUUCGGCAACUCCUAUCUCGGCUGUUUCGUUCACCUUCAAGCCUGACCCGGAUUUUCUCAAGACGCCCAUAAGCCCACCCAUGGCCUACACUGAUUUCCUCACCAAGGCCAUGGCCCUCAACUCUCCUGCUACGAGCUCUGGCUUGACAACCCCAGACUCUCUCCCGGAUACGGCAACUAGUGAGGAAACCGACACCUCUUGCAAGCGCGAAGCUAGUCCUCCAUCAUCAGCUUCAAGCAUCACCUCCAAGGCUUCGGGCCGUCCAACUCCUCCAGCGACGGCCCCCAUGGUGCCUCCUAGUCCCUUCACCUGCGCUGCCCCUAUGUCUGCACCCCCUACUGGCCCAGCUUGCUUCCCAAGCCUCAAGGUGCCUCCCAGUCCAAGUGUGUCGUAUAUCGACUCCCCAAUGAGUGCAAGCACUGCUCGAUCACCUUUUAGUGCCAGACCAGUCCAUUCAUCAGUGUUUGACUGGGACGCGGCUCUGAAGGCUCGCUUACUAGAGAAGAAGAAGCAAAAGACUUCACGGACCAGCGUACGACACAUUCGAGAAGUGGUGACGAGAACAGUCACAUACACUCCUAGGAUGGCACCUGCACCAAAGGGCAAGAGGCGCAAGGUUGAAUAG
Messenger RNA from Fusarium coffeatum, 696 nucleotides. RefSeq lists its product as uncharacterized. The record is from RefSeq and is a predicted model, not a curated record. NCBI's taxonomy places the organism in Eukaryota, Fungi, Ascomycota, Sordariomycetes, Hypocreales, Nectriaceae. The transcript has a single exon. The coding region runs from base 1 to 696 and encodes 231 amino acids.